UCUUAAAACGAAGAAGCCCGGUUCUGAAUAUGCCAGUGCCACCUGAAGGCUGAAGAAAAAUAGCAAUUUCCAUGGCGGUCUGGAUGUGUUCUUCUGCGUCCAUCAUCCUCCCACGGUUUCCCUCCUCGCCCACCCAAACUGUGGACUGGAAGAAGAAACUCUGCAAAAUUGACUCCUGGAACAACCACAAGAAUGCAGAUCCUCUCCCGCGAAGUUCUUAUCGGCCAAAUUGUGCAGUUCCCUCUUCCUCUACUUCCUCUCCUCCUUCUGCGUCUUCCUCAAUUUCGGUCUCGGAAAUGUCCAGCGAGAGGUCGAAGAAGGUGUGGAUACUUACACAGAGCAAGCAAGUCAUGACUGCUGCUGUGGAGAGAGGAUUGAACACCUUCCUCUUCUUCCCCCAUCAUCGAUUUCUCGCCGACGAAUGGUCUUCAAUUGCUUUGAUUCGCCCGCUCUUUAUCAAGGAAGGAGAGGUUUUGGAUUCCGAAAAGCGGAGAAUCGCGACGGUUUUCGAAGUUUCCACCCCGCAAGAGUUGCAGCUGCUGAACCCAGAAAGUGCACAGGCUGAUAAUGUUAUCGUUGACUUAAAAGAUUGGCAGAUGAUACCGGCGGAGAACAUGGUUGCAGCAUUCCAAGGAAGUGGGAAAACUGUGUUUGCAAUCUCCAAAUCAGCUUCUGAGGCACAGACUUUCCUCGAGGCUCUAGAGCACGGGUUAGGUGGGGUUGUUCUCAAUGUUGAAGAUGUUGAACCUCUACUCGAGCUGAAGGACUACUUAGACAGAAGAGAUGAAGGACAGAAUCUUUUGAGUUUAUCAAAAGCAACCAUAACCCGGAUUGAAGCAGUUGGUAUGGGUGAUCGUGUUUGUGUGGACCUCUGCAGCUUAAUGAGACCUGGGGAGGGACUACUGGUUGGCUCCUUUGCCCGAGGGCUAUUCCUUGUUCAUUCAGAAUGCUUGGAGUCGAAUUACAUUGCCAGUCGGCCUUUUCGUGUCAAUGCUGGUCCAGUGCAUGCAUAUGUCUGUAUACCUGGAGGGAGGACAUGUUAUCUCUCGGAACUCAAGGCAGGAAAAGAAGUUAUCAUAGCUGACCAGAAGGGUCGCACACGUACUGCAAUUACUGGACGCGUGAAGAUAGAGACCAGGCCUCUUGUUUUAGUGGAGGCAAAGAUAGAGGCGGAGAGUGGAGCGACUUACAGCAUCUUCCUACAAAAUGCAGAAACAGUGGCCUUAAUACCCCCUCCUUUUAAUGAGACGAAGCUAGUGACUGCAGUUCCUGUGACUUCACUGAAACUUGAUGACGAAGUUUUGUUGCGAGUACAAGGAGGUGCUCGCCAUACGGGAAUAGAGAUUAAGGAAUUCAUUGUUGAGUCUUCAAGGCAAUACUUGUUGUGUGGCCUUCUCACCUGCUCGCUUGCUCAGAAUCUUCGAGGAACAAGGCUUUGUUCUUGCACUUGGAAGGCACCUUCGCUGCUUCCCUGCCAGUACUCUAACGACCAGAACAGCACCCUCCUCUGAUUUCCAUCCUAUCUCUGUGUUCUGAGCCCAUAGAGAUGUUGCAAGAAUUCGGAGAAGCAAGGAGUAAUUUUCUAGGAUUGCUUCCUAGACGUCUGCACUUUGGAUGGCUUGGAUGUUCAACUUGCUUCAUCCCAUCUGCACAACUGUCCUGCCACCUGGGUUGAAAUAGUUAUUAUGCUUUUCAUCUUCCCCAUUUCCCUUUAUGUAUUCCCUUUGAUAUUGAAUUGGUAAUUCUUGUCAUUGCAUACAGUUAAGGAUUCGAAUAUGUUUGAAUAGAAUGGAUACCUGGAUAUUGCUGAUAGAUAAUCUGUGUGCCAGAUGGAGUCUCGAAAAUAGUUAGGAAAGUGACAGAGUAGAAGCUGAAUAAUCCCAAACCCGACAU
This is a messenger RNA of Linum tenue, 1893 nucleotides long. NCBI's taxonomy places the organism in Eukaryota, Viridiplantae, Streptophyta, Magnoliopsida, Malpighiales, Linaceae. The record is from the annotation of a GenBank genome assembly.